AUCAUAAUAAGGGAAAACUUUCCUUAAGUUGCACUAUCCACAAACGCUAUCCCAACCAAUCAUAGCCCACCACCUUCAAACCCGGCUUUUCUCUCUCUGCCUCUCUCCCAAAGAUUUUAAGCAAAAUUUUAGAUUCAUUCCUUGAAGCUUUACUAAACUUGCUUUUCAGUUUCUCAAUUUUUUUUUUCCUCUAGUUUCAUUUACUUCUUUUCUUUCUUCUCUUUUCUUUGUAGCUCAGGCCACAGUGAAAAGAAAGAAAGAAGAGAUCUUGACCAGCCUUAUUUUCUUGAACUCUAAUUUCCUUGAGAAUUCAACUUCAACAGCCAAUUGGGUAUUCAUUUCUAGCUUGUUUGAUUCCUUUUCUGAGUCCUCAGCUUCCUUUUUCUUACCCAAUUGGAAUUGGGAUUUCAAGGGUGUUCAGCUAUUUAAAGAUACAAGUGUUAGUUAACUCUAACUCGAAAGUUCUCAGCUUUUGAAUUCUGGUCAAUUUUCUGCUCCAUUUUUCUUGAAAUAGUAUCUGGGUCCUUGCUGUUUGGUUCUAUUACUGCUUGUUUUCCUUGGAAGGCCAUUGGGUUCAGAUCUCAGUUGUCAGUACUCGUCAGUUUGUGGUACUUCUAGGGCUGUAUAAUAAUGGAGCAGCUAAAUUAAUUUUCAAUUUUGAAUUAACUUGGUGACAUUUUGUUUUGUUUUUGGUUCUUUGAAAAGGUGGGCCUUCUUUUUAGAUUCCUCUUGCUCAUGGUAUGCCUAUGCAAUUGCUAUGCACAAAAAAGGAAAAGGUAUUCUGAUUCCUUUCAAAAUGCUUCAUGAUUUAACACUGAUAUUAUUAUUUCCCUGAAACCUCAACCUCCAGUCCACCACUCUGCAUUUUCAUUCUCCUCUGUCUCUCUCUGCCUUUUCCUCUGUUUUCACCAAUAUUCAAAAACCUCAAAUUUGCAAUUUAAAAAAAAAAAAAAAAAAAAAAAAAAACAUAUAUAAAAGUCGCAACCAGUAACCAGUACACAAAGCUCCAACUUCUGCGGGGUCUGGGAGAGUUGAUUGGUUUCUGAAUUAGUUGGUGCAUGGUAAAUUGGGACGUGAUGAAGUGGGAAACUGAAAUUCUGCCCCCUAAUUGGGUUCUGGACCACGAGAGCAAGAGCUCGAAAUGGACUCCGGCGGAGAACAAGUUGUUCGAAAACGCGCUGGCCGUGUACGACAAGGAGUCCCCGGAUCGAUGGCUCAAAGUGGCGGCCAUGAUCCCCGGAAAGACUGUUGGGGAUGUGAUGAAGCAAUACAGAGACUUGGAAGUUGAUGUUAAUAAUAUAGAGGCAGGGCUUAUACCAAUUCCUGGUUACUCUACCUCCACUUCACCAUUCACAUUGGAUUGGAAUAGCCAUGCCCUUGCUUAUGAUGGGUUUAGACAAACCUAUAGCAUCGCCGGAAAGAGAUCUUCCUCGGCCCGCCCAACUGAGCAGGAGAGAAAGAAAGGGGUUCCAUGGACAGAGGAGGAGCAUAAAUUGUUUCUGAUGGGACUGACAAAGUAUGGCAAAGGGGACUGGAGAAAUAUCUCGCGCAAUUUUGUUGUGACUAGGACACCAACUCAGGUGGCUAGCCAUGCUCAGAAGUACUUCAUCAGGCAGCUUUCUGGAGGGAAAGAUAAGCGGAGAGCAAGCAUCCAUGAUAUUACUACUGUUAAUCUCAUUGACAUGAAAAGUCCUUCACCAGACAAUAAAAGACCCCCGUCCCCGGAACACUCUACAGUGCUUCACCACCAUCACAACCAGCAGCAGUCAAAUUCCGCAGCCAUGGGCAGAACACCUUUUCAAUGGAAUCAGCCAAUUGGUGGAGGUGGAGCAACCAUGGCUUUCAACCAAACAUAUGGGAAUGUGUUCAUGACCACUCCGUAUAACUCUUAUGGGAUAAAAUUGGAGGGUCAAAAUCUGCACAGAGGUGUUGCUCAUGAAUCUUACAAUAUUGGACCUCAAAAUAUGGUUUUCCAAAUGCAUUCUGCGCAGCACUACUCCCAUGGAUGAGAUAGCAGUUGUUUUGAUUCUCAAUGGCUUGAACCGCCAUCUCUCUAUUCUAUUUGCUAGUAUAGCUGUGUUUGUGCUUUUUUCAUGGUUUUAUGUGAAUAUGUUAUUCAGAACAUGGGUUAGUCCAUAGUAUAUCAACUUGAAGUGGACAAGGAUUGUCUUUUCCUCAUGAAACUUCAAAUUCUGAACUGUGAAAUUGAGUGGAAAAGAGUCUCAAACAUGGGACUGAUAAAUGGGAGUUCUGAAGUUUUUGGAUAGGUCA
Quercus robur (English oak) is the source of this 2271-nucleotide messenger RNA. Its product is annotated as transcription factor DIVARICATA-like. The coding region runs from base 1059 to 2009 and encodes 316 amino acids. The transcript is spliced from 2 exons. Gene Ontology annotation, molecular function: DNA binding. The record is from RefSeq and is a predicted model, not a curated record. Lineage: Eukaryota; Viridiplantae; Streptophyta; Magnoliopsida; Fagales; Fagaceae.